This is a messenger RNA of Zophobas morio, 1852 nucleotides long. RefSeq names its product chymotrypsin-1-like. Lineage: Eukaryota; Metazoa; Arthropoda; Insecta; Coleoptera; Tenebrionidae. The transcript has 3 exons. The record is from RefSeq and is a predicted model, not a curated record. Bases 22 to 807 code for a protein of 261 amino acids. Gene Ontology annotation, biological process: proteolysis. Gene Ontology annotation, molecular function: serine-type endopeptidase activity.
UAUAAUUAAACUAUAAGGAUCAUGCAGCUAUUCAAAAAUUAUAUCUGCUGUUUAGCUUUCAUAUUCAUAAAUGUGUGUAUGGUUCUUCCUCAUAAUAGUAGAAUCAUUGGUGGAAAAACAGCAAAACCUGGUCAGUUCCCCUAUCUAGUUUCCUUUCAAGUGCAUUCGACUGGUUUUGAUAGUCAUUUUUGUGAUGCCUCCAUUUUGAACGAACACUGGGUUUUAACUGCAGCUCACUGUCUGCUAAAUUUGGAACCGGAACAAGCUUACAUCAUAGCAGGUACUAACCAAUUGGAGGCCAGUGGUUCUAGAUACAACAUUUCCAAGCUAAUUCAACAUCCACUUUUCAACAUUAGUAGUACUGCAGUUUGGCAUGACAUUGGUUUAGUAAAAUUAGACAGUGAAUUUGAAUUUACCGAUACGCUACAGUCCAUACAAAUAGGUGAAGUUUUGACAAAUGGGUCUUGCGUUAUUUCGGGUUGGACAGUCACUCAAGAUGGAAGCCCCUUUCCUCUGGAAUACAUUGAAGUAACAGCGUUGUCUUCUGAAGAUUGCUCGGCGUUAGGAGAAGGCUCGGAAAUAAAUGAUGAAGUGCCGCGUGGACCUGGACAAGUUUGUGCUUUUUCUCCUACUGGGGGAAUAGGAGCUUGUUUUAGUGGUGCUGGUGUUCCUUUAGUGUUUAACAACACUCUUGUGGGCUUAGGAACUUACUCUCUUGACGAUUCCUGUUCGCAUAAGUAUCCGGAUGUAUUCAUUCGGGUUUCUUAUUAUGCUGAUUGGAUACAAGAGAUAAUGGACAGCAAUUAGCAACUAAGUCACGUGUGUUUAAGAUAAAAAUAAUGCGUUUUUUCCGUAACACAACAUACGAGUAUAUCAGUUACUGCUCCAUUAAGCUGCAUACCUUUCCUUCGAAGUACUUAGAUAACGGUGAACAUUUUUUACUAAAUGCUAAAUAAAAGGUAGUUUUCUCGAAAACAUAUUUAAAAGUAAAGACUAAUGGAGUUAUAUGUACUAAAAUGUACUGACACUGCUGCACACCAGAAGAAGAAAACUGAUUUCUCCAUUUUUAACCCUACUGUGUUUUUUACUUUUAUAUAAGUAUAUUCUCUUAUUACUGGAUGGAUUACUAUUAAAGUGGUCACUUCUUCGAGUUUCGUAAGCUCUAGUCAGUAUCUAUGCGUUGCUUUAAAUAUAACUUAAUUUUCAUUAAUAAAAAUUUCCAUUUGUCAAAUGUAAGAUUUUGUUUUUUUUUCUUUCGAAAGUGUAACAAUCAUCAACAAGUUCCUAAAAUAUUUAUAAAAUUUGUGAACAGUCUGUGAGACUCGGACAUUAUCUGUUUAAAAAAUAUCGACGCAGACGACAGACAGGCAGAGAGACGAAAACGGAACACCUAUUUUUUCAUAUGCUAGGGCCCAUGAAAUAUCGAGAAAACAUGAAAGUAACUAUUCUCCACCUUCCAGUAUUUCCUUAAUUUUUCGAUAAAACCUCAAUUUUAAUACACAUAACGUAUACAUCUUUGUUUCUCGGAUUAGAAUACCGCAAUGGUAACAUUCGAGCAUGUAUUGUUUGUUUUAUUUACACUUACACUCAAGUUUUACACUUAAAACAGAUCUUAUCUUCCAUCUGUGACAGUAAAAUACCUAUGUGGCCCGAUAACACAAAAAUAACAUCUGAAAAAUGUUUUUAACAGCUAUAUAUUUAAGUAGAAUGUAACAAAGGGUUAAGUUCUAUUUGUUAUUUUGUAUUAUCUAUCAUAUAUCGUUAUCUCUUUAAAUCUGAUUCGCGCACUUAUUAAAUUCUACAUAAAAAUCAAAAUAAAACGACUUGCUUUUGCUUCAACUAUAAACAUGUA